UGUUACGUUAAUCAGUAUGAGGUGAGUUCAUGUGACCAGUUCAAGGUCAGCCAAUAGCAUCGCAGUCAUGGAAAUCAUGACUCAGCCGAUUUUGGCACUUAGGGUAUACCCAGCCUAUUUAUCAUGACUCAAUGCCUUUAAGUUACGAAUACGGAAGACGACUCAGAAUAGUUCUCAUGCACGAUGACGGCGAGAUCGAUGAUGACAAAUUCCUUGUUUUUCAUGAGGCAAAUAGACACGGAAACCUGCAUGUUGGACUUCCAUAUUGGUAAUAUGAACGUUUUAAUCUGGAUGAGAUGCGAGAGGACAAAUGUGAGGUCCAGUUUCGGUUUAAGAAACAAGACAUAGCUAGGCUCGCUGCUGCAUCACACCUUCCAGAAGUUUUUAAGUGCUCAAAUAGAGCUGUAAUGGGGCCAGUUGAAGCACUAUGUGUUUGCCUGAAACGUUUUGCGUACCCAUGCAGAUAUGCAGACCUGAUACCAAGGUUUGGAAGACCCGUGCCUCAACUCUGCAUGAUAACUAACCUUGUGGUUAAUUUUUUAUAUGAUUCAUUUUCUGACCGGCUUCAAAACCUGAACCUGCCAUGGCUUUCCCCACAACACCUGAAGAUGUAUGCACAGGCAAUUCACAACAGAGGUGCUGCAUUGGAUAACUGCUGGGGAUUCAUUGAUGGCACAAUAAGACCGAUUUGUAGGCCCAAGGACAACCAGAGGGAAGUUUACAAUGGACGCAAACGGGUUCAUGCCCUUAAGUUCCAGUCAGUUGUGACUCCCAAUGGUCUCAUUGCAAAUCUUUUUGGUCCAGUUGAGGGAAGAGACAGUGGUAUGUUAAAUAUGUCUGGCCUCUUGCAUGAUCUGGAACAUCAUUCAUUUUCCCCAACUGGCCAAGCAUUGUGUCUUUAUGGUGACCCAGCUUAUCCCCACAGAGUGCAUCUCCAAUGCCCAUUUGCCAGAAGGGCUGACCUUACUCCAGAGGAAGAGGCAUUUAACCAAUCCAUGAGUCAAGUUAGAAUUUCUGUUGAGUGGGUAUUUGGAGAUAUUGUAAAUUACUUUAAAUUCACAGAUUUUAAAAAAGAUCCUAAAAUUGGUUUGAGGGCAGUUGGCAAGAUCUACAUGGUGUGUGCAUUGCUACGCAACGGAUUGACAUGUUUAUAUGGCAACAACACUUCAAAAUUUUUUGAUGUUGAUCCUCCAACUAUCGAAGAGUAUUUCCAGUAGGUUGUACCAAUCAAAGAUCAAUAAAAGCUACCAAGAAUACCAAGUUUUCCUUUUCUUUCACACAGCACACGAUUAUCUGUUUUGUUUUUCUCUUAAAAGAAAUUAUGGAAAGGAAAAUUUUUUGUAACUACCAUAGGAUGCAUUCCUGCUGUAGAAUAUUUAAAAAGUAAUGAUCAAACCUU
Rhopilema esculentum is the source of this 1399-nucleotide messenger RNA. RefSeq lists its product as uncharacterized. The record is from RefSeq and is a predicted model, not a curated record. NCBI's taxonomy places the organism in Eukaryota, Metazoa, Cnidaria, Scyphozoa, Rhizostomeae, Rhizostomatidae.